AUGGACCCCCUCACCUGUGCGAGCAAGCUCCAGCUCGAUGCGCGCAGCGCUGGAGAAGCCCAGAGCUCCUCCUCCCCAAGGCAGAGAUCCACCUUCAGUUUGCUGGAGCCUUGGAGUGGCGCGCUUCUUGAAGGCCAAGGCGCCGACGAAGUUGUGGUUGAGAUGCAGCAGGAGGUUGAGCUGAGGGAGGAGCUGCGAGGAUCCCGGUGCGUGAAGCACGCAGGUGAAGCAAGGCAAAGUGAAGGAGAUGAUGAGCGAAAGAUAGGCAGCCUGUCGCAUUCCUCUGACUUGCAGGAGAAGAACGUGCGCAAGAAGAAGAAAGUCAGGCUUGUUAAGCGGUGCAGAAGCAAACCGCGUGCGGUGAAGACAGAUGCUGAAGUGACAGGCGAAGCAAGUCAAAGUGAAGCAGAAACAAAUCAAAGUGAAGGAGAUGACAAACUGCGGUUCAGCACCAGGGAUGCAUUUCUCCGCCGGAUGACGAUGAGAAAUCUCAGCGCGACAGACCUACUCGAGGACUUGCAGAAGAAGAAGAAGACAGGACAAUUUAGUUUCUUUGAGCAUUUGGCUUUGGCGUUGCUUGGCAGGCUGAGUCAAGCUGAAUAUUCGUGGCACGCAGCAAAUGGUUAUAAGACAAAGGGAGAUUAUUUAACCUGUCUUCUCUUUGCAUUUGUCAUGAGCCUCGGACGUUUGAUGGUCUUUGUUCUUCCACUUGCUUGCCUGAUCUAUGGAGGGAUCUUGGUGGUGAAGGAAGGCCCUCAUUUGGAGGACAUCCAAGAGAUCGCGCAAGUCGCAGGGAAACAACCAUAUUGGAUGAUGCUGUUCUCAGGCAUCGUUGGAGCAGCAACCACCAGCGCUGUCCUGGGGCCACCCAAGCUUCGCCACGCAGAGGAUCAGGAUUCCCCUGAAACGUGGAGGCAACACUUGGCACACUUGGCAGUGCCUGCCAAAACGAGUAUUACUCUUUGCUUCCUCUUCUGGACCCUUUGGACUUGGUGGGAAGAGCUUUUGCAGCUUCACCAGAUUGCCCUGAAACAGCAAACGGCCAGCUCUCCUGUGCUGCGCACCCUCAUGCUUGCCAUGGUCCAAGCUGCCACAAGCACACAGUGGGGCAGGUUUGUCGAUCAAUUUGUUUUGCUCUUGGUCUUCCAUGACUAUCUGAACUUCCGAGCAGCUCACCAGGCUGGCUUUGUAGAAAAGUGGGAUGACUACACAAAAAAAGUACAUGAGACCGAGGAGAGCAUGUUGAAGCGCGCCAGCAUCGCACAACCUUUCAAUUCAGGAGCCAUUGACCAAGCCUUUGCACGUUCAGUGCUCGACACACCACGCUUGGUGGCAUUGAUGAAAGCAGCAACACAAGAGAAUGGACGGGUAUGGACCAUCUACAUGGUGGUACUCCUUGCAAGGUGCUGGACCUUUGGUUGGGUGACAAGUCUCGUGUACCUCCCUCUUUUCUUGCUCUUCUAUCCCUGGGUGAUUGUCAUCAUUCUCCUCUUCAUGAUUGUGCUUCGCUUGACCCUGGUACAGCCUCUCAUGAAGUUGUUCAUCUAUCGCAAACAACAUCAAGGGGAGAGUCACAAAGCAGGGUCAGGUGAUGGUUCUGGCCAAAAGGACCUGGAGGCAGGUGGUUUGAAUGAACCAGGUGGUCAUCGAGGGAGCUUAGUCAUCACAGUACGUCCAGAUGGUUCCGAGGAUACCAUUACGCCAUGCCCUCGUGAAGAGGGCGAGAAAUCCCUGAAGACUCUGACGCGAGUGAUGGCUCUGACAGGUUUUGGGCCCGGACAUUGCGAUCGUGCUGUGCCUCACCUCUUGUACACCACCUGGUACUCUGAGUUCGAGCCCCCGGAGAAGUUGCGAAAAGACUAUGACCGUGAAAUACAGACUCUAUGUGCCACUGGAAUCACCCGAGAUGGGUGGUGUUACAUUGUCAUGUAUUCGGUGGUGGGCAAAGUCAUGAUGGAUUUCAUCGUUGUGGCCAUGUCACGCUUUGUGGCUGGAGCUGGAUAUUUUGAGUCACUGUCGCUUACCUUGACAGAUCGCAGCUUGAUGAGUUUUUUGGAGCCAAUGCGUUACAUGCCCUUCAUUCGCCAGGUGUUCGCCUGGGUUGACGUCAUUUGGUGA
Messenger RNA from Durusdinium trenchii, 2118 nucleotides. The record is from the annotation of a GenBank genome assembly. NCBI's taxonomy places the organism in Eukaryota, Dinophyceae, Suessiales, Symbiodiniaceae.